This is a messenger RNA of Girardinichthys multiradiatus, 1712 nucleotides long. RefSeq names its product SRY-box transcription factor 17 (gene sox17). The transcript has 2 exons. Gene Ontology annotation, molecular function: RNA polymerase II cis-regulatory region sequence-specific DNA binding; DNA-binding transcription activator activity, RNA polymerase II-specific. The record is from RefSeq and is a predicted model, not a curated record. Gene Ontology annotation, biological process: heart development; angiogenesis; positive regulation of transcription by RNA polymerase II. NCBI's taxonomy places the organism in Eukaryota, Metazoa, Chordata, Actinopteri, Cyprinodontiformes, Goodeidae. The coding region runs from base 203 to 1408 and encodes 401 amino acids.
CUGACUUCUCCCUACCUUAUCACUUCUCGCUGCAUGUGGAUGUGACUUUCUCUUUUUCUAUCCAACUUUCACCCCAGAAACACUCCAAAUCUUUAUUUUUUAUAUACAUAUUUUUUUCCAGUUUGUUCUCAUCGUUGGUUUGUGGUUCCUGCGCGCAGUUCGGCACCUCUCCAAACACCUUGCAGAACCAGUUCGGACAGAAAUGAGUAGUCCCGAUGCGGGUUACGCCAGCGACGAUCAGACCCAGGCAAGGUGCGCGAUGUCAGUCAUGAUGCCUGGAAUGGGACACUGCCAGUGGGCCGACCCGCUCAGUCCUCUCGGGGAGAGCAAGGUGAAAAACGACCCGUGCGCGCCCGGCGGCGGCGGUGGUGGCUCCGGCGGUCAGGGACGGGGUAAGAGCGAACCGCGGAUCCGGCGGCCCAUGAACGCGUUCAUGGUCUGGGCGAAAGACGAGCGCAAGAGGCUGGCGCAACAGAACCCGGACCUGCACAACGCGGAGCUCAGUAAAAUGCUGGGGAAAUCCUGGAAAGCCCUUCCCAGCACAGAAAAGCAGCCCUUUGUGGAGGAGGCUGAGCGGCUGCGGGUCCAGCACAUGCAAGAUCACCCCAACUACAAGUACCGGCCCCGGCGGCGGAAACAGGUAAAGAGGAUCAAGAGGUUGGACUCUGGAUUUCUGGUCCACGGUGUGUCCGAGCACCAGGCCCAGUCGAUGCCCGGAGAUGGCAGGGUAUGCGUGGACAGCCUGGGCCUUGGCUACCAUGAACAUGGCUUCCAGGUUCCCCCACAACCCCUGAGCCACUACAGGGACACUCAGGUGCUCGGGGGCCCAUCUUAUGAACCUUACAGUCUCCCCACACCUGACACGUCUCCCCUGGACGCUGUAGAGUCAGACUCCAUGUUCUUCCCCCCGCAUUCACAGGAGGACUGUCACAUGAUGCCGGCAUACCCUUACCACCCUCAGGUGGCAGACUUUCAACCUCACGAACCCCUCCCCAGUCACCACAGCAGCCCCGGCAUCAUGCACCGCCACCUGGGCUCCGCUCCGGAGCAGCCCCCUCCCUCCUACAUGAGCUGCCCCAACCCUUUGGCUAUGUACUACAACCAGCACUGCAGCCCCAGCCACCCCAAACGACACCCUGGUGGGGCAGGACAGCUUUCCCCACCCCCUGACUCCCACUCUCACUCGGCGGACAGCAUGGAGCAGAUGCACCACUCAGAACUGCUGGCCGAGGUGGACCGCAACGAGUUUGAGCAGUACCUGAGCUCCUCUUCAUCGGCCCGCACGGACAUGGCGGGCCUGCCGUACGGGCCUCACGAGACUGGCAUGCAGGGACCUGAAAGCCUCAUUUCAUCCGUGUUGUCAGACGCCAGCACGGCUGUGUAUUACUGCAGCUACAACAGCUCGUAACCUCUUCUUGCUGCAAAGGACAAAUGAUCUGAUCUUAGAUCUCUAAAGCUAGAUUCAAACAGAAAUACUUUUAUUUUUCACUCCUGGCACAAUGAAGCUCCUGAGAUUUUGUACUGUAUCUUUGUAAAAACUGUUAAAAAGCCAUGAAAUAUUUUAAUCUUAACACUAGUUUUAACUUUUCUCUUCUUCCUUUGCAAGGAUCUUUUGUUUAUAAAUAUUGUACAGUCACUAUUUUAAAAUGUAUGUGUAUGAAGUUGUUUUUUUAUACUUUUGCACUUUUAGUAAAUAAAUGGCUGCAAAAACA